GAACAGCGGGUGGAAGCCGGGCAGCGGACACUGAUACAGCCGCCGUACCUGAGCCCGGCUCCGGCAGGCUCCUGCCCGGCCCCGCGGCCGUACCGGCUGACACUGGCUCCGGGGUCCCGCCCGCCAGUCACUGAUAGGCCACCCGGAACGACACUCAAGGCAUCGCCUUUUCUGAUUGGUCUACUAGGUCCCGCAGUGCGUUAUGGCUGUAGCAGUGCAGACAGAGGACUCUUGGGGACAGUGUGACUGUGAAGAUGUCUAAGCCAGAAUCCCGUUAUUCUUUUGAUGUCCCAAACAUCUGCAUCAAUUUUGCAACUCUGAAUGAGGAUGAUGCGCACAAUGCAGACUCUUGGUUUGACGAAAAAGCCAAUCUGGAGAAUGUCCCUCCUGCAGAAAAUCUGGCAAAGGUCUCACACUUCAGCCCUGCUUCUUCAAAGCCUGAUGUUAUUCUUUCUUCUGUCCCAUCACAAGAAGUAGCAAUGAGUGAAAGCAAUGGUGAAGCAGAAUGUGCCCAGGGCAACACGGUCCCUCAGAACAUUGUUGGGUCCCUGGCAACCUGGAGAGCUGCUGCCCCUGCAGAGGCCCCUCAGAGACCGGGCAGGAGAUUGGCUACAAAGCAGGGGAAGACCCAGCAGCGCAAGCAGCCAGGCAGAAUCAAAGCAAAGGAAAUUGCCAAUGCCCUGGAUAAUAAAGAAGAUGUUCCACCCUUGAAGAAAAUGAGACUUUCUGGUAGCAGAGAGAAGGCGACAGAAGCAUCCACAAAGAAAGAGCCCCUGCAGGAUCCUGACCUCUCCCCAGGGAGAGGGAAAAGCAAACAGACCAUGCCCUGCACGCCAACAAUGUUAAAGAGGACCAAACCUCCUAGCAAGCUGAAGAGUACAGAGGAGCAGGAGGUGGAAAAGAUGCAGCAGUUACAGCAGGAGGUUAUGGAGCUGCGAAAGAAGAACGAGGAGUCUCUGAAAGCUGCUAUUGCUGGAGCAGGACAACCCAUGAAGAAACCUGUUGGUCAAGUAACAAAGCCAAUUGAUUUCCACUUCUGCACAGAGACUAGAAUUAAACAGAAUGUAGAAAGCCAGCCUGCCAACGAGUACAAGGAGCUGGAUUUUGCAGCAGUCUUGAGGAAGCACCCCCCUUCUCCGGUGCGAAUGCCAAAGGGACACACUGUCCCCAAGCCUUUCAAUCUGUCCCAGGGAAACAAAAGAAAACUUGAAGAAGCCACAACAGAAUACGUGUCCUUUGCUGAGCAGGUAGAAGCAUUCCAAAAACGCACACCCCCUCGUUACCAUUUGAGGAGCAGGAAAUCUGAGGAGGGCUCAGUUUCAAGAAAGCCGGUGAAGGCUCGGCUCACACACCCCAAAACACCAGUGCUGCGAACAAAGCAGCGCUUGAGACCUGUCACCUGCAAAACUGCUGCAGAGUUAGAAGAAGAGGAAGUAGAGAAAAUUCAACAGUACAAAUUCAAAGCACGAGAAAUCAAUCACAAAAUCUUUGAGAGUGGGCCACUCCUGCCCAGUAAACCCCCUGUGAAGAAGCUCACCCAACCCAUUGGCUUUCAAUUGGAAAUAGAAAAAAGGAUUCAGGAGCGUGAGAGCAAGAAGCAGCAGGAGGAAGAGCGCUUUGAAUUCCAUUCCAGGCCAUGUCCCACAAAAAUCCUGGAGGAUGUUGUGGGUGUUCCAGAGAAGAAAGCACUUCCUGUUACUGUCCCCAAGUCUCCAGCCUUUACCUUGAGGAGCAGGACCCGUGUGUCUGGCAGAGAGGAAGAAAAGGAAAAAGAGGAGGUGGCUGUGAUCAAAGCUAAUCCUAUGCCACAUUAUGGAGUGCCAUUCAAACCCAAAAUGCCAGAGCAGAGGCAUGUGGAAGUUUGCCCCUUCUCUUUUGAUGCACGGGACAGAGAACGACAAAUACAAAAAGAGAAAAAAAUAGAAGAACUACAGAAGGAAGAGGUGCCAAAGUUCAAAGCGCUGCCUCUGCCUUACUUUGACCAAGUUAAACUGCCAGAAAAGAAGGUCAAAACACCAACUCAGCCUGAGCCAUUCCAUCUGCAGGUGGAUGAACGGGGAGCUGCCAAGCUCCAGAGCUGGAAACAGCAGCUUAAAGAAGACAUGAAAAGGCAGAAAGAGGCAGCAUGUUUUAAAGCUCGUCCCAACACAGUGAUGUACCAGGAGCCUUUUGUGCCCAAAAAGGAACAUAAGAUGCUGUCAGAGAGCCUUUCUGGUUCUGUAGUUCCUGAAAGCUUUGAGCUAGCAACAGAAAGAAGAGCAAAAGAACGGCAAGAAUUUGAAAAGCGAUUGGCAGACGCAGAAGCCUUAAGGGAGAGGCAUGAGGAGCAGAUCAGGCAGCAGCAAGAGGAGCGUGAAAAGGAAGAAGUUGCUAAGCUAAGACAAGAAAUGGUUCACAAGGCAAACCCAAUACGCAAAUACCGCAGCCUAGAAGUGAAGCCCAGUCAUCAACCACUGACUAUGCCAAAGUCUCCCAACUUCUCAGACAGAUUCCGAUGCUGAUGAGCAUCCACAUGACAGCUGGUGGGAGAUCCCAUCCCUCUCCCUUGGUAGGAGAGAGGGAGCAACUUUUUUCCAUGACUGCUCAGUCUGAACUCCUGUGCUUGGUUUUGCUGUUAUACCGAGUAGUUAAACUUCACCUGAGCCCAUGGCAUUUCAGCAGUGCCUCCUGGCCUUGCUGUGUAUCCAGACCCCAUCUUCUCUAGAGACUAAACCAACAUAUUUUGUACCUAACUAAAUAAAAAUUCCUAAUCUGUU
This is a messenger RNA of Lonchura striata (white-rumped munia), 2756 nucleotides long. The record is from RefSeq and is a predicted model, not a curated record. NCBI's taxonomy places the organism in Eukaryota, Metazoa, Chordata, Aves, Passeriformes, Estrildidae.